Micromonas pusilla CCMP1545 is the source of this 1479-nucleotide messenger RNA. RefSeq lists its product as uncharacterized. The transcript has a single exon. The record is from RefSeq and is a predicted model, not a curated record. The coding region runs from base 1 to 1479 and encodes 492 amino acids. Gene Ontology annotation, biological process: proteasome-mediated ubiquitin-dependent protein catabolic process. Gene Ontology annotation, molecular function: ubiquitin protein ligase activity; zinc ion binding. Lineage: Eukaryota; Viridiplantae; Chlorophyta; Mamiellophyceae; Mamiellales; Mamiellaceae.
AUGUCCUCCCUCGAGGACUGGCACUGCCCGGUGUGCCGCGACAUGCUGUGCAAGCCGGUGGUGAACGCGUGCGGGCACGUCUUCUGCUUUUGGUGCGUCCACCGCGCGAUGGACGGCCUGGGGACGAGCCACUGCCCUUUGUGUCGCGCUGACUACACGCAUCUCGCCGCGCCGUGCACCGCGCUGAGCGAGCACCUCGCGCGGACGUUCCCCGCGGAGUACGCGAAGCGCCUGCGCGAAAACCUGGACGAGGAAGAGGCGAACGCGUACGGGAACAGCCCGGACAUCCCCGCGAGCGUCGUGCUCGGCGGCGACGCGCGCGACGACGACGACGACGACGACGACGACGACGACGACGACGACGACGACGACGCGACGCCGCUCGAAGGCCGACCGCUGUUCGACGCGCUCGAGGGUCGACGCCCGACGCCGUCGCCCGACGCGUCCACGUUCGAGUGCUGCUACUCGCACGACGCGGACGUCGUCUCGAAGGCUGAGCCGGGCCCGCACGCGGCGUGGGAGCCCGUGGUUCUGCUGUGCGGCUGUGUCGCGUGCAAGGGGUGCCACGCGCGACGGAGCGACGGCGCGAGGUGCCCGCGGUGUCGACGACGCGUCGUCCGCGACGACCCGGAGGUGUGCAUCUUGAUGCACGAGGUGAUUCAGAGGAGCGCGUUCGCGGAGGAGGCGAGGGAAGGCGCGGCGCGACGCGCGGAGGAGGCGAGGGAAGGCGCGGCGCGACUUGCGGAGGAAAAACUUUGGUCGUUCAGAUCGGGGUCGAGGUCGACGAGCUCGGCUGAUGAGGAACAACCGCCGGCGCCGCGCCUCGGAAACUUACCGGGCCGCGGCCGCGUCGUAAACCCGCUGACGUUCACGCACUUGGGCGUCGGAUGCGACGUGUGCGGGGUGUACCCGAUCAGAGGCCGACGGUACCACUGCAAAGAUUGCCCGAGGGAGCAAGGCGGCGGGUUCGACAUGUGCCAGGCGUGCUACGAACUCGACGACGCGGACGUCGCGGGGGAAAUAGAUAUAGGCGGCGCGGUCAUUCGAGGGAGGUUUAACCAGACGCAUCGCCCGGGACACCAGAUGCAAGAGGUCGCGGCGCGACCGACGCUGCUGCAUUUCUUACAAGACGUGCAUCCGGAGCUGUCGCCCGCGCAGAUUUUGGACCUCGUGCAGAUGGGGAUCAGCCGCGAGGAGGGCGGCGGCGGCGGCGGCGACGGCGAGGCGAACGCGGUCAACGCCGCGGUCGACGCCGCCGUGGACGCGGUGUCGAACAUCGCGGCGAUGGGGACGCACGACGCCGCGACGAUGGAGGCGGAGGCUGAAGAAGAGCUCCUCGGGGAGACCGAAAUAGACCUCCUCAGAGAGAUAUCCGAGAACUUCGAGGACUACAUCCCUGAGGACCUCAGGGACACCCUGGACGCGGACGACGAACACGACGAAUACGAGAGAACCGACGAGUGCGACGAAGACGGGUAG